AUGGACUACAAUUCAACAGAUCCAGGUUUAAUUGCCCAAGUAGCUAAUAAGUCUUAUGAUGUAUAUCAAUCAUUAAGCUCUUGGCAAAUCACACUUUUUACAAUUUUCACAUUCUUGCUCUUGGAACAAGUUAGAUAUGUUAAGAAUAAAGGUACCAUCGCAGGUCCUGCUUUGAAAUUAUAUCCUAUCAUCGGACCUUUCUUGGAAUCUUUGAAUCCUAAAUUUGAAGAAUAUUUAGCAAAAUGGAACUCAGGACCUUUGAGUUGUGUCGAAGUUUUCCACAAAUUCGUCGUCAUUGCAUCAACAAGAGACUUAUCUAGAAAAAUUUUAAGUUCUCCUAAGUAUGUCAAACCUUGUCUUGUUGACGUUGCUAUCAAAAUUUUAAGAGCUUCAAAUUGGGUAUUUUUAGACGGUCAAGAACAUGCCGAUUAUAGAAAAGCUUUGAAUGGUUUGUUCACUCCUAGUGCUUUGGAAGAUUAUUUACCAAUCCAAGAAAAAUGUAUUGACGAACAUCUUGAUUUGUUCCUUAGUUACAAAGAACCAAAACAAUUUUUCGAUGAUUUCAGAGAAAUGUUGUGUGCUUUAUCAUUGAAGACUUUCUGUGGUGAUUAUAUAACCGAAGAUCAAAUCAAAAUGAUUGCCGAUAACUACUACAAAAUUACCGCUGCUUUAGAAUUAGUUAAUUUCCCUAUCAUUAUACCAUAUACCAAAACUUGGUACGGAAAAAAAAUUGCUCAUGAUACCAUGUUGAUUUUCCAAGAUUGUGCAGACAGAGCCAAGAAAGAUAUUGCUAAUGGUAGUGAACCAAAUUCAUUGAUGGAAAAAUGGAUCUACCAAAGUCAACAAGCUAAAUUGAAUAAAUUGGACUCUGAUGAUGCCAAAUAUUUGACCAGAGAUUUUACAUCAAAGGAGAUUAGUGAGGCUGUUUUCACUUUCUUAUUUGCUUCUCAAGAUGCUUCUUCAUCCUUGGCUUGUUGGUUAUUCCAAAUUAUCAGUGAUAGACCAGAUAUUGCCAACAAAGUUAGAGAAGAACAAUUAAGAAUCAGAAACAACGAUUUGUCCGUCAAUUUAUCGUUAGAUUUAAUCAAUGAAAUGAAGUAUACAAAUGCUGUUGUUAAAGAAUGUUUGAGAUACAGACCUCCUGUUACUAUGGUUCCAUAUGUUGCGAAACAAGAGUUCCCUAUCACCAAAGACUACAAUGUUCCAAAAGGUGCUAUGAUCAUUCCAACCUUUUAUCCUUCAUUACAUGACCCAGAAAUUUAUGAAAACCCAGACGACUUCAUUCCUGAAAGAUGGUUCGAAGCAACUGAUAAUAUGUUAAAAAGAAACUAUUUGGUUUUCGGAUAUGGUGCACAUGCUUGUAUUGGUAAAAAUUACGUUUACACUUUGUUUGCUGGUUUAUUAGGUAAAGCUUUAUUAAAGUGUGAUUUGACUCAUUAUCCUACUGAAUUAUCAGAAGAGAUUGAAGUCUUUGCUACUAUUUUCCCCAAAGAUCAUUUAACUUUGAAAUGGAACAAAUAUGAUCCUUUCAAAAAAGAAGUUAUUGCUUAA
This is a messenger RNA of Yamadazyma jaroonii, 1551 nucleotides long. NCBI's taxonomy places the organism in Eukaryota, Fungi, Ascomycota, Pichiomycetes, Serinales, Debaryomycetaceae. The record is from the annotation of a GenBank genome assembly.